UGUCAUAUGAUAUAUCAUUGUCAAUUUACUAAAUAAUUAAUUGAUGUUUUUCUAAUUUCUUUCAUUUUAGUUUUUAUACAUUAUUUCAAUUCAAUCACUUGUAAAACGUAUGUAAAUGAGCAAGUAAUUACUUACUUUGUCAGUAAAUCGUUAAAAUGACUACUUACUGGAAGUCGCAGGAGCGAAAAUAUUGUGAAUUUUGUAAGUGCUGGUUUGCAGACAAUAAAGUUUCCAUAUCUUUCCAUGAAAAUGGGAAAAGACAUAAAGAAAAUGUUAAAAAGCACAUAUCACAGCUUAGUAAAAAAAGUGCAAAAGAAUUCAAGAAACAGGAGAAGGUUGAAGAUGAUAUGAAGAAGAUGGAAGCAGCGGCUAUGAGCGCUUAUCUGAAGGAUGUUCAGAAUAAUGCUGACCUCACAUCUCAAAGUAUCAAUGAGAUGCUUGGCAACUCCGGAAGUACAAGUAAAGAUAUUGUAGUAUCUUCUGAGACUGCAAGAGAAACUCCUGUUUGGCAAGAAAUCAAGAAUGAUGAUGGCAAUAUAUACUACUGGAACACCAAUACCAAUGAGACCACAUGGAAGCCUCCAGAUAGUUACAUAUCUUUGGCACAACAAGAAGAAAAAAAACUUAAGGAGAAGGAGGAACAAAAAAGGGAAAAACAGUUAAAAAAGCAGAAACAUAAAGAGGUUACAAUGGAAGUGAAAGCUCACAUAGCGCGGGAGAGCAUGAGAGAGUUGGCCGUGGUCAAGGACAAGCCACCACCGAUCAAGGCGGAUGUGCCCUUUGGCCCAGCACCUUGUGUCAAGCCUUAUGGGACAUGGAAACCGGUUGUCAGAGAACCGGAACAUAAAAUCGAUUUGCAAUUGCCGAAAUCGGACAAAGAAAUAAUUCCUCCGCCCGUUGUGAUGGAGCCAGAGACCAUCGUGUUCAAAGAGAAGCGCAUCGAGUCCCUCGGCGACGGGCCCGUGGAGUUCAAGAAGAGGAAGUUUAAUAAGUUGUUACUGGUCGUCGCCGCCGUACUGCUGGUAGCCCCGGCGCUCGCCAAGCCGCAAGUGCUGUACGACUACGGCUAUUACGCGCCCGCCUACGUGUCCUCCUACAGCGUGCCCCUAGCGUACUCCUACCCCUACGCUUACGCUUACUCUUACCCCUUAGCCUACUACUAAACAUAUAAAAAUGCGCUAGGUAGGUACUAGUAUUUGUAAUUUGUUACAAUGUGUACGUGAGACUUCAUCAUUUGUCAUUGCUGAUAAUUUACCUAAUUGUACCUACUUACAAAAUUAUUAAAUUCAAUUGAUAGGUCUCAUCUCAUCUAUGUAAGUAGGUAGCUAUUCUUUUCCAUGAGGAACAUUGUGACUGUAUUUAGAGAGGUUGUGUACAACAGAAUUAGCACCACUGUGAUAUUAACCGCCAUAUUUAAAACAUAAACUUAGGUAUCUUUUAUUAA
This is a messenger RNA of Maniola jurtina (meadow brown), 1444 nucleotides long. Its product is annotated as WW domain-binding protein 4. Gene Ontology annotation, cellular component: precatalytic spliceosome; nucleus. The transcript has 8 exons. NCBI's taxonomy places the organism in Eukaryota, Metazoa, Arthropoda, Insecta, Lepidoptera, Nymphalidae. The coding region runs from base 156 to 1163 and encodes 335 amino acids. Gene Ontology annotation, biological process: mRNA splicing, via spliceosome. The record is from RefSeq and is a predicted model, not a curated record. Gene Ontology annotation, molecular function: protein binding; RNA binding; zinc ion binding.